AUGAUCCGUAUCAGCUCUGUCUCCUUGGUGUUCAGUCGGAGUCAAAUCCGCCUCCAUGGCCAAUCAACUGCCUCACCGCGGAUCUUUCCUCCCACGAUCAAUGAAUUGGCAGCGGCUCCCUUGCCAGAAGAUGAAGUAACAGUUACCGGAUGGGUCAGGACUGUGAGGAAGCUGAAGAACGUCGCUUUUGCAUCUGUAAACGACGGUUCAAGCGGAGCAAACAUGCAAGUCGUCCUCAAACAUGACCAAUUAGAGGGAUUGACCACGGGGACGAGCGUGCAAAUCACCGGCCGCUACGAACAAAGCACGAAAGGUAAAGGCCAACAAGAUCGAGAACUCAAAGCUAGCAAUGUACAAGUUUUGGGUGCUUCGGAUGGGGAGACAUACCCUAUGCAGAAAAAGUACCAUGGUGCUGAGCAUUUGCGACAAAACGCUCACCUUCGCCCUCGAACAUCCUCGACCUCCGCUCUCCUCCGUCUCCGAUCGAAGACGAUGUCAGCCCUCAACAACUUCUUUGACACACAAUCCUUCACGCAAACUCACCCACCCAUCCUCACCUCCUCCGACUGCGAAGGCGCCGGUGAAGUCUUCUCCAUCUCCACCUCCACCUCCUCACCGAAAGGUGCAAAAGACAAAGGCGGAUUCUUUGGUCACUCAACAUACCUCACCGUAUCAACCCAACUCCACCUCGAAGCCCUCGCCCACGGUCUCGGGCGCGUAUGGUGUGUCUGUCCGGCAUUCCGCGCCGAAACAUCGCUCACAAACCGGCAUUUGGCGGAAUUUUGGAUGUUGGAGGCCGAAGUUGCGUUUGUGCGGGAACAGGGGGAAUUGAUGACGUUGACGGAGGAGAUGAUCAGGCAUGUCGCCAAAGGGCUCCUCGAGAACCCCACCGCGGCCGCCGAACUCGCACCGUACGCAUCCCCAACUGCUGAGGGCAAUGAUACGAAAAUCGACCUUCCCUCCCGCUGGCGUGGCCUCGCAAGAGACAACUGGACCCGAAUGUCCUACACCACCGCAGUCAACCACCUCCAACACGCCGUCUCCACCAACCUCACAUCCUUCAAAUUCCCGCCCAUCUGGGGCCACGCACUCCAAUCCGAACACGAGAAAUGGCUCGCAGGGGAAUUCGUCAAAGGACCCGUUUUUGUACACGAUUACCCAGCCUCCCUAAAACCGUUCUACAUGCUUCCCUCACUGCCCUCAAACACCGUGUCUGAGGGAGCAACGGUCGCGUGCUUUGACCUUCUCGUCCCCGAGAUGGGAGAGUUGGUUGGUGGAUCACUUCGUCAACACGAUGCCGCCGCCCUUGAGUCACAGAUUGAGAAAGCUGGAAUGAAGGCGGAGGAGAUGGCGUGGUAUGUGGAGUUGAGGAAGUGGGGGAGUGUCCCGCAUGGUGGGUUUGGGAUGGGUUUUGAUCGGUUUUUGGCGUAUCUUGGAGGUGUGGAGAAUUUGAGGGAGGUUGUUGCGUUUCCGAGGUGGGCGAAGCAUUGUAAGUUCUAGGCGUGGAAUGGAACCCGGAGGGAAGGUGAGGGAGUGGUUGUUGCGGUUUUGGUGUCUAAGCAUAUAGAAGCGGAGACGUAUUGAUGGGGGCAUAGAGACAUAGAUGCCUCAUAGAACAGUACCAGUAACCAUGCUUGCAUACUCCCACCCCAUGGAAUCAAAAAAGAAAACGAAAGAAAACGCCAUGAUAACACGAAAACCCGGGGCCCCCCCUAACCCCAACCUCACACGCAUCCAACUCAC
Saitoella complicata NRRL Y-17804 is the source of this 1743-nucleotide messenger RNA. RefSeq names its product asparaginyl-tRNA synthetase. NCBI's taxonomy places the organism in Eukaryota, Fungi, Ascomycota, Saitoellomycetes, Saitoellales, Saitoellaceae. Gene Ontology annotation, molecular function: ATP binding; asparagine-tRNA ligase activity; nucleic acid binding. The record is from RefSeq and is a predicted model, not a curated record. Bases 1 to 1500 code for a protein of 499 amino acids. Gene Ontology annotation, cellular component: mitochondrion. The transcript has 2 exons. Gene Ontology annotation, biological process: asparaginyl-tRNA aminoacylation.